AUGGACCGAAAAGAGAAUUGUACCGGCGAUCCAAGAACAAGCGACCUGGAGUCCUGUCGACUAGAUGUGGGUAGUCGUGUGCCAUCCAUGGAAGGUCAGAAAGCUAAUUGUGAACUACGUAUUCAACAGCGUGCUAUUCAUCUUGACAAGAGGAAAGCUACUCCGAAGAAGCCAGCCCCGAAGGCUGCUCCCAAGCCUGCCCCGAAACCUGCCCCGAAACCUGCUCCGAAGAAAGCAGCUCCGAAACCUGCUCCCAAAAAGGCUGCCCCCAAGCCAGCUCCGAAGAAAGCGGCCCCGAAACCUGCCCUGCAGAAGGCUGCCCCUAAGCCUCCUCCUCCGAAGACUGCCCCCAAGGCUGCUCCGAAAAAAACGGCAUCUAAACCUGUCCCGAAGAAAGCAACCCCCAAAUCCGUCCCGAAGAAGGCGGCGCCCAAGCCUGCUCUAAAAAAGGCUGGUCCCAAGCUAUCUCCGAAGAAGGCUUCCUUUAAGAAAGCCACCCCGAAGCCUCCUACAAAAAGUGCCUUGAAGAAGGCUGCUGGAAAGCCGGCCUCAAAGGGGCAUUUCCCGGCCAAGAAGACCGGUCCAAAGUCUGGACCCAAGCCUGGGCCGAGGAGACCUGCUGCAAAGGCUGAGCCUAAGAAGGCAGUACCAAAGAAGGUAGCACCAAAGCAAGGUGCAGCAAGGAAGUCUCCUCCGAAAGAUGCACGCAAGAAGUACCGAAGACUGUCUCUAAAGGGCCGGGAUAAAAAAAAGGCGACACCCAAGAAAGUUACGGCCAUCAAGAAGCCUUCCGCUAAUAAGAAGCCUUCCGCUAAUAGGAAGACUUUAAGCCACAAGAAGGCUGCGGGCAAUAAAAAAGCUAUUGACAACAAGAAGGCUGCGGGCAAUAAGAAGGCAGCAGGGAAGAUUGCCAACAACAGAAAGUCUCCCGGUAACCGGAAGGCUGCCAGCAAUAAUAAAGAUGUAGGAAACAGGAAGCUUGCAGGAAAUAAGAAGCCUGCAGGAAAGAAGCUUGCUGGUAUCAAGAAGGCUCCUGGCACCCAGACCCCUGCGAGCCGAAAGAAGGCUGCUCCUGGCAACAAGAAUGCUGGGGGCAAGGGCCAAGCAAACCGGAAGGCUACCAGUAGCAAGAAGAAGAUAGGUGAGAGUAAGAAUCCCGCCAAUAGGAAGAACAAAGCUGCAGGCAGCAGGAAGGUUACUGGCAGCAAACAGAAGGCUGGCCGAAAGAAUAAGGCUACCACUGGCAGCAGGAAAGCUGCUGGUAAUAAGAAGGCUGCUAGCAACAAGAAGGAUGCUGGCAAAAAGAACAUUACCAACAGCAAGAAGCAUCGCGGAUACAAGAAGACUCACCGAACCCAAAAGGCUCUUAAUAAUAAGAAGCCUCUCGGCAGACAGACUUCCGGUAAUAAGAAAGCUCUUGGAAGCAAGAGCCCUACUGGCAAUAGGAAAAAUUCCGAAGACAAGAAGAUCACGAAAGCCCCGGGCGAUAAGAAAUCAGCGCCAGGGCUCUGCACUAUCGGAAAACUAGGAAAGCGGUUAGACUGUGAUGGUGCUGGAAGCAGCUAA
Clonostachys rhizophaga is the source of this 1566-nucleotide messenger RNA. The record is from the annotation of a GenBank genome assembly. NCBI's taxonomy places the organism in Eukaryota, Fungi, Ascomycota, Sordariomycetes, Hypocreales, Bionectriaceae.